CACAACAACACAAUAAUAUACGCAACUAUGGAGAAGAAAUCGCCAAUUGUUCAGCUCCCCGCUGGCGAGGAAACUGUAACUGUCAAACUGAUCAAUGCCGUCAAUUUUGGACCAGCAGUCCUGAACAGGUUCAUGGCACCACCUGUGCCUAGCGUGACAACACACAAGACACACUCGCCUUCACUAUGCUUUCUUAUCGAGCAUGGCUCUGGCCGUAAAUUGGUCUGGGAUCUAGGAAUCCGAAAGGAUUUUAACAAUUAUGCUCCGACCAUUGCGAAUUACAUACCAACGACAAACUACAACAUUCAGGUCAAGGUGAAUGUCAUCGAUAUCCUGGAAGAGAACGGCAUACGCGGCAAUGAAAUCGAGGCCGUCAUUUGGAGUCACUGGCAUUGGGACCACAUUGGCGACCCGUCUACUUUCCCACCCACUACUGACCUCGUAGUUGGGGCGGGGUUCAAAGAAGCUAUGCUUCCAGGUGCCCCAGCAAAUCCCGAAUCGCCCAUACGUGAGAGUGAUUACGCUGGUCGUACCCUCCGUGAGAUUUCAUUUGACGGCCCGAACUCUCUUCGGAUUGGCCGCUUCCCAGCUUUUGAUUAUUUCGGCGAUGGCUCUUUCUACCUCCUAGAUAGCCCCGGACACGCCGUCGGCCAUCUCUGUGGACUUGCACGAACAACCACUGGCCCCGAUACUUUUAUACUCCUAGGUGGUGACGUCUGUCACUAUCCUGGGAUAUUUAGACCUUCCGAGCAUCUACCAGUACCCGAAUCAAUCUCGCCGCAUCCUUGCAAUCCACAAAGCGACCUCCCAUUCUGUCCUGGUAGCGCUUUUGACGAUCUUCAAAAAUCAAGAGGUAGGAAACCUACAGAUACUCUCUACGAUAUAACCUAUGGGCUUGAUAUACCGCUUGCAACUACUACAGUUGGGCAUCUGCAAGACCUUGACUGCAACGAGAACGUCUUUGUUAUCAUUGCUCAUGACGGAUCAGUACGAGAUGGUGUUGAUCAUUUCCCCAAGAGUUUAAAUGCAUGGAAGGAGAAGGGAUGGGGCAAUAUGCUGAAGUGGGCAUUCUUUAGAGAUCUGGAACCUUAUUGGAAAACGGUGGGAUUGGCCUAGCUAUAGUGUAACCAGAGUUUAUACCAUUCGCAAUAUCACA
Pseudogymnoascus verrucosus is the source of this 1156-nucleotide messenger RNA. RefSeq lists its product as uncharacterized. Lineage: Eukaryota; Fungi; Ascomycota; Leotiomycetes; Thelebolales; Thelebolaceae. Bases 28 to 1116 code for a protein of 362 amino acids. The record is from RefSeq and is a predicted model, not a curated record. The transcript is spliced from 3 exons.